AACUACAGUCCUCCUGAUGUCUGCCUCCCGAGUAGCUAACUCCCAGGCACAAGCCACUGGCACCCAUUUUUUAAUUGAAAUGGAAAGGGCUUGGAGCAUUAAGCCUCUCCGUAAGACCAGCCUGUGAGGAUGAAGUCACAGUCAAGGUCAGGAGGCUAGGGUAUACCUACAGAGUAUCAAAGUACAAAAUAUUAUUGGGUCCACCUGAGUCUGGGGUUUAAGGUUUUCUAGGGCUGGGGUUUGAACUCAGGGCCUCAUGCCUUUUAGGCAGGCACUUUACCACUUGAUCCAUGCCCUGAGUCUUUGUUUUGUUAAAGAAUAAUUAUUGUUUUAGGAAUUGAUGUUGACCCACCUUAGAAGGGGUGACUGGAAAACAUCUUGUGACAUCCCAGUGACUUGGGUGGACUAUUGUGAUCUUAACAAAGACUCUUAAGUGUUGGAAAGUGCAUUGGUAGCUCAAGUCUGUAAUCCUAGCUACUCAGGAGGCAGACAUCAGGACGAUUGCAGUUGGAAGCCAGCGUGGACAAAUAGUUCAUGACACCCUAUCUUGAAAAAAUCCAUCACAGAAAAGGGCUGGUGGAGUGGCUCAAGGUGUAGGCCCUGAAUUCAAGCCCUACUACCACAAAUAAGUGAUAGACCGCCUACUUAGCAAGUGUGAAGCCCUGAGGCAGGUCACGGGGUGAAGGUGUGAAGACGAGCUUGCGGCAGGGUCUGGUCACCUGCAGGGGUGCGCACAGCGCAGGUGGAGAAACGCAGAGAAACGCGAAUACUUGUCCCUGGGAGGGAACUGCACGAGAGGCAUGGACACCAGAGACAGUUGGUCACCUUAGCGGGCCGCACAAUGAGCUUUAAAGAGAGGGCAAACAGGUGCCUGUGAGGGAGAGAGACCCACCCACCCUCCGGAAUGUUAGUAAGAAAGGAGCAGUGAGUUUCUCGAAACAAAAGAAGGGUUGUUUCAAGUUUAUAGAAUUAAAGUUGGAGAGUUCCAUUACGAAGGGAGCUGGAGGGCUGGCGGAGUGGCUCAAGAAAUUAAGAGCGCCUGCCUAGCAAGCGUAAGGACGUAAGUUCAAACCCCAGUACCGCCAAAAAUUAAAGAGGGCGAUCGUUGGGAAACGAUCUUGUAAAGAGUUCCACAUAAAUGCUGAACUAGUAAUUUAAAAUACCGCGCAGUCCUUGUGCUGGGGACCGGAGUCCGCUACAGCCGUUGUGACACGCAGAGCCGCUGGGGGGCGCUGGAGGACAGCGAGCGGCGUUUACGCAUGCGUACACGGCUUCUCACGCGCACCUGUUCAGACUCGCACCAAGGUCCACGCACGCGUACAACGUCCAGCUGGGUACCCAGGCGCACGCAUGCGCACGGCCCCUAGCAGCCGUGCGAGGCGUUCUUUCAAUUACUGUUGGAAGCGCUGGAGGUGGCGGAGCCCAGUCAGCGGUCACGGAAAUCCGAGCGACGUCCCAGGGAUGAGCACAAUGGAUGACAUCGACGACGUCGUACGGGCGGGAGCAGAUGGCAGGUGUCAGGCCCGGGAGCUCCAGGAAGCCCUCCUGGCCGCAGCCGCCCGGCCCGUGGCGCGAGUCCCGGGCCUGGAGUCGGUGCCACACCUCUACCGGCCGUUCAGCCUUCUGGAAAUCCACCAGCAGCGGCUGUUCCACCAUUACCUGCACAGCUCGCCCAUGAUCCCGGCGAGACUGCUGCGAGACAUCGAGGAGCGCCGCCGGCUGUUCGUGGAGGGCUGCCGGGCCCGCGAGGCGGCCUUCGACGCCAACCCCCCGCCGCUCGGCGCGGACGCGCUGGCCUUCACGCUGGCCCUGGCCGCCUCCGCUGGCGGCCCCGUGCCCCACUAAGCGGGACGCCGGGGCCACGGGCGGGGGACGCGCGGGGUCGCCGGCGCCCCCGGCUUCUCACGUGCGUUCGUGGAAACUGCGUGGCUUUGCAGAGAUAAACGUGUAAGAAAACUUGCGGCUGAUGGAACCCAUGGAAACCAGCCGAGAGGACAAAAGAAACGCAGGAGAUGCGGUUGCUAGGAAACCAGUGGUGUCGCCAGGAUGGCCAGCAUGCCAGAGGGAAGCGGAAGUGGCCGGAUUCGCGGUCGCACGGUCAGCCGGCGGAUCUUUGUAGGGCUAGCGAAGUGCUGCAGAUGAAUUCUGAAUAUUCAAGUCCAAACACUCAUUGUGAGAGAAAUCUCAAGCCAUGGGAAGCGGGUAGCUGUGGGAAUGGGUGUUCAUGGUUAAACUUUCUAUUUGAUUCUAGAAUGUGUGUUCACAAGAGUCAGAAGUAUCAAAAUCUGUGCGGUGACAAGUUAACCUCCUGUUCCUGCCCUCUGCCUGCCAAAUUGGGAACUAUUUCGAACAGAUGUCACUGUUGGCGACUUGGAGGUUUGUUUGCUUUUCCUUGGGUUUGUUGUUUUUACUUUGUCUUUUAACAGUUU
Castor canadensis (American beaver) is the source of this 2429-nucleotide messenger RNA. The record is from RefSeq and is a predicted model, not a curated record. Lineage: Eukaryota; Metazoa; Chordata; Mammalia; Rodentia; Castoridae.